This is a messenger RNA of Vigna unguiculata (cowpea), 2439 nucleotides long. RefSeq lists its product as uncharacterized. The record is from RefSeq and is a predicted model, not a curated record. NCBI's taxonomy places the organism in Eukaryota, Viridiplantae, Streptophyta, Magnoliopsida, Fabales, Fabaceae. Gene Ontology annotation, molecular function: nucleic acid binding; zinc ion binding.
AUGGCAGAAAGGAAUGAUAUUCAGAUGCAAAUUGCUGCAUUAUCUCAACAUUUGGAGAGGUUGAUGAAGCAACAACAAGAUGAGUUUCAUGAUAGGUUGGACCAACUAGAGAAUAGAACCCCACCAAGAGGAGGAGGAGGAGGGCCACAAAGGAAUGAAGGGAGAAUAGAAGGAGUAAGGUUGAAUGUGCCACCUUUCAAGGGGAGGAGUGAUCCUGAAGCUUACUUGGAGUGGGAGCUCAAAAUUGAGCAUGUAUUUUCUUGCAAUAACUAUAGUGAGGAGCAAAACGUAAGGCUUGCAGCAACUGAAUUUUCUGAUUAUGCUUUAAUUUGGUGGAACAAGUUACAAAGACAGAGGAUUAGAGAUGAGGAGCCUUUGGUGGACACUUGGGGUGAGAUGAAAAGGGUCAUGAGGAAGCAGUAUGUACCUUCUAGCUUCCAUAGGGACUUACAAUUGAAACUACAAAGACUUUCUCAAGGAAGCAAGGGAGUAGAUGAGUAUUACAAGGAGAUGGAGAUUCUUAUCAUCCAAGCAAAAAUUGAAGAAGAUCCUGAGGAGUUUGUGGAGAUGGAGGAUCUAUUGCAUAAAGCCAUACAAGUAGAACAACAUAUUAAAAGAAAGAGUACAGCAAGAAAGAGUUCUACCAAUUUCAAUUCUUCAAACUGGAAAGAUAGAGUAAAGAAUGAAGGUGUUGCCUCCUAUAGCAAUUCAGUGCUUUCUAAUGAAGGAAAAAUUGUUCAAAAGAAACCUGAACAUCCACCAAAGAGGACUAGAGAAGUGAAAUGUUUUAAAUGUUUGGGCAUGGGACAUUAUGCCUAUGAGUGUCCUACAAAGAAGACCGUUCUUCUUAAGGAUAAUGGGGAGUACACAAGCGAUUCUGAUGAUGAUGAUGGAGAGGUAGAAGAGAGUGAUGGUGAGUUGAAACCUAAUGUAGGAGAGUUAUACAUGAUUAGAAGGAUGUUGGGAAGUCAAGUCAAGGCCGAGGAUGCAUCUCAAAGGGAGAAUAUUUUUCAUACAAGAUGUUCAGUUAAUGGUAAUGUAUGUUUGGUAAUCAUUGGUGGAGGAAGUUGUACCAAUGUGGUGAGUUCAAGAUUAGUGUCAAAAAUGAACAUGGACACUAAACCACAUCCUAGGCCAUACAAACUUCAUUGGCUUAGUGAAGGAGAAGAAGUCCAAGUGAAACAGCAAGCUGAAGUUUCUUUCACCAUUGGGAAAUAUGAAGAUAAGAUCUUAUGUGAUGCGGCUCCCAUGGAGGCUAGCCAUAUUCUUUUGGGAAGACCGUGGCAGUAUGACAUUAAAGCCAUUCAUGGUGGUUUCACUAACAAAUUCUCUUUCAUGUAUCAAGAUAAAAAAGUGGUCCUCAAACCCUUGUCUCCUAAAGAGGAUUAUAAAGAUGUGUUUCCAGCAAGUGUCCCUGAUGGUUUGCCACCUUUGAAAGGAAUUGAGCAUCACAUUGAUCUCAUUCCGGGAGCUGCUUUGCCCAAUAGGCCAGCUUAUAGGAGCAACCCACAAGAGACCAAAGAGAUUGAAAAACAAGUUACUGAACUCAUGAGUAAAGGUUGGGUGAGGGAUAGCAUGAGUCCAUGUGCUGUACCUAUGAUUUUGGUGCCCAAAAAGGAUGACUCAUGGAGGAUGUGUUCUGAUUGUAGAGCAAUAAACAACAUCACCAUCAAGUAUAGGCAUCCAAUUCCAAGGUUAGAUGAUCUUCUUGAUGAACUUUAUGGUGCAUGUGUGUUUUCUAAAAUUGAUCUUAAAAGUGGCUAUAAUCAGAUUAGGAUUAGAGAUGGUGAUGAAUGGAAAACUGCUUUUAAAACUAAAUAUGGAUUGUAUGAGUGGUUGGUUAUGCUCUUUGGUUUGAAAAAUGCACCUAGUACUUUUAUGCGGUUAAAGAACCAUGUUUUAAGAGAGUUUAUUGGUAAAUUGGUUGUGGUGUACUUUGAUGAUAUUCUGAUCUAUAGCACCAGUCUUGAGUUGCAUGUUGAGCAUUUGCAAUCUAUUUUGGUUGUUCUUAGAAAAGAAAAAUUGUAUGCCAAUUUGGAAAAAUGCAUCUUUUAUUCUGAUCAUGUGGUGUUUUUGGGUUUUGUUGUGAGUGCUAAAGGUGUACAAGUUGAUGCGGAAAAGGUCAAGGCCAUCCAAGAAUGGCCUACACCUAAGACUGUUAGUAAGGUGAGGGGUUUUCAUGGUUUAGCAAGUUUUUACAGGAGAUUUGUUAAGGAUUUUAGUACACUGGCUGCACCUCUAAAUGAAAUUGUUAAAAAGAAUGUGGGUUUUAAAUGGGGAGAGAAACAAGAGGAGCCCUUUGCUUCCCUCAAGCAUAAGCUAACUAAUGCACCUAUUCUUGCCAUGCCUAAUUUUGCAAAAUCUUUUGAAAUUGAGUGUGAUGCAUCAAAUGUGGGUAUUGGGGCUGUUUUGCUGAAGUUUAUUAUACAAAGUGUUUAA